Molecule: messenger RNA, 933 nt
Organism: Paramuricea clavata
Lineage: Eukaryota; Metazoa; Cnidaria; Anthozoa; Malacalcyonacea; Plexauridae
Source: the annotation of a GenBank genome assembly
AUGACAUCUGUUAAGAAUAUUUUGUACCGUAACUUUUGCUUAGCGAAGAACAAACUGAAAUGGUUAGGAGCGCUAGAAGACUUGAAAGCAUUCGUGUUAACGGAGAUUGAUGAAGAUACAGCAGAAAACACAAACUGGCGAUCUCCUAGCGGCGGAACUUGGAAAUUUGAAAGUGAGUUACUGGCUGUUACAUGGCGAACCAAAAGUAUGAAUAUAUCCUUUGAAGGAGAAAAGGGCAAAGACCUGACUGAACGAGUAAUUUCAAAUCUGAAGGAAGAAGGUGUGAGAGAACACAACAGCAUCGCCUUAGCUCAAAAUGACACGGAGGACGACGGUGGCGAUAUAACAACUGUCGAAUGUGAAACAACCGCUCAGGUAGUCUGUAACGAACUCCCUACUAAGGUAAGCGAGAUUAAAUUAAAACUAAACCAACAUAUUGUCGAAACGAAAGCAGAGCUUCAACAAAUAAAGGAGAACUUUGCCGAACAGCUUGAUCAGCUAAGAGAACUGAGUUUGAAUGGUGGCACUAAAGUAACUGAAUAUUGUCUAACAAGCCUAGAACAUGAAAACGCUACCCUUAGACAUGAAAACACGCAACUCAGGCGCGAAAACGACUCCUUGAAAGAAAAGUUUAACAAUCGUUCUUAUAUGGUAUCGGAUCUAAAUACGAAAAUCAAAAACAUUGAAGAUGAGAAAUUGAGCCUAGUCACUGCCCUUAAGCUGCUGCAAGAAGACAGCAAAUCUAUAUCAUUAAAUAACAGAGAUGCAACCCACAAUACAUGGCACACCCCAGGGCAUAGAGCGAGAACUAAUGUACAUAACAUUUCAGCUAAUUAUGCAUGCCAAAAUAAAACUGCUCGAUCUGCAGCUGAUAUGAAUGCUCAAGAACCGGACAUAAUAACGCCAAAUAGAUUCGGUCUCCUGUCCACGUAA